AUGGCUUCGAGAAGUUCAAACCCCUGCGAUUCCGAUAGGGCGCAAACUCGAACUGGUAGUGCUAAUGUGGAACACAUUCAAUCCGGAGACGUGAGCGCGCUCACAGAAGUUCUUAGUGAGGAGACCCGACUUCCGCGGGCUUCAACCCAAGAGGCCAAGGACCUCGAGGGUGAAAAGUCUGUUGCUCGUGUUAAGUCGAGUAGCCCAACAGGUUUGGAGGGGCGUGACCGCCCCCAGAAGAAGGCAAAGACGAAAGGCUCAGACCAUCGUCUCCGUGUCUCAGGUGAAGCGCCAGUUGCUAAACCGUUUCAUUGGCAGUUCUCACACUCUAAGGAUUGCACUAUUACAGAAGAUCCGAACAGUGUUACUCACUUGGUGAGGCACUUCAAACCUGCUGGAUGUCCGCUUCCUUCUUGGCGAAAUAUGACGGAACGCGAAGCUUAUGUAAAAACGGCUGUGGCUCAUGCUAAGGCUAUGGAGGCUAACAACGAGUUCGCGGCGACUUUGGAAAAGCGCCUGCAAGAUGUCUCUCACUCUAACGAGCUUUACAAGAUAAAGAAGGUCGUUCGAGAGUUAAAGCUCGGUUUGAAGAUGGCUCAAGAUCGGGAGCGUGCAAAUGCUGCUCAACUGGCCGCUGCUCAGAAAUUGGGGAAUCAGGCUGCUUCGCUUGAAGCUCGUCUGCGAGUUGUGAGUAAUGAGAGGAAAUCGGCCCUUGAGCAAGUUUCCUUUUUGGAAGCGAAGGUUGAAUCUUCUGCUAAUAAGUUCUCUGACGACCUUCGUCGCGCAACUUAUGACGCUAAAACGGCUUUGGCGGACAGCUACUUGGACGUGUUGGUGUCUCUGAAAGAAAAGUGGGAGAAGAAGAAGGCCGCGACUGAUUCUGAGGCUUGUCUUACUGAGGUUAUGGCAAAUAUAGAUCUCUUGAAGGAGAUCAUGAACAACAAUUUUUUGGCCUCGGACGAUUUGUUGCGACUUCGAACGAAGGAGGUCGAGCUCGGGUCCGAGCUCGAUGUGAUGGCGGUUUUGUAUUUUUCCGUUGGUAAGCUCGAUUUGCCUCAAAUUUCGGAGGAUCUGCCAGAAGAUUUCUUUGCUAGGGACUCUUCUGCGGCGAACGGUGCGGAUGACGUGACGAAGUGCUCGGGUGGUCAGUUCGAGGAUGGCGAAUUCGGCAUCGAAGAGUAG
Molecule: messenger RNA, 1182 nt
Organism: Brassica napus (rape)
Lineage: Eukaryota; Viridiplantae; Streptophyta; Magnoliopsida; Brassicales; Brassicaceae
Exons: 2
Coding region: 1-1182 (393 amino acids)
Source: RefSeq, a predicted model, not a curated record